AGGACUGAAGAUGGCAUCAGGCAGUCUUUGAGCGGCAUUUACACAGAGACUGCUGCCAGGCUGUGUCUGAGUGAGUUGGCAGUGGUUUGGAAGUCCUGGCACCAGGUAGGCACGCUCAGUUUACAUAUCCUGGAGGAUGCUCACCCUGCGGGCAUCUUCCAGGAAGGCCCAAGUAGCUACACUUGCCACUUCAACCAUGCCUUCCAACUGCCCUGCUGGCACAUCUCGGCUGUGCUGAAUUCAAACAGGAAGCUCUUGCAGAGGGAGAUGCUCAGUAGACCAUGGGAGAGGGGAUGUGAUGCUCAUCAGGCUGGGUUAGACAGUGUUGAUGGCCUCUUGCAGGUCCUAAAGAGCUCCUGGAACAAGUCUUUGGAUAAAUGCCUGGUGGUGUCCUUCCUUACAGCAGAGAUCAGCCAGCUCCCCACCACGGUAGUGAGGACUUUGAGCACACGACUCUGGGAGCUGGCUGACAGCUGGAUCAGGCCCCACACUGAAGUCAAGCUCCAGCACAGAGUGGGAGCUGAGCUGAGUGGUUCCACUGUGUUCUGUCUUGCACCUUCAUUCCCCUCAGCCUGCUGUUUCUUCGGUGUGGAAGGGGCAGUUUGGGUCCUUGAUCUGCUGAGUGUGCGUCACUUCUUGCACAGGGCAGCAGAGGAACUGGAUUGGGAGCUCCUGAUCCCACAGGCAGUGUAACAGUCACUGACCUGGCUAGCAUCUGUGGCCAGGAGCCAGCUCUGGGUGGUGUGAUGUGGGAGGUGCUGCUAUCAUAGAAUCUGCUGAGUUGAAAGGGACCCAUUGGGAUUGUGUCCAACUCCCAGUCCUGUGCAGGACACCACAAAAAUCCCACCAUGUGCCUGAGAGAUACUUCCUGAGUCCAGAUAAUACCUGAACAGGCUUGAUGCCAUGGCCACUGCCCAUGGGAGCCUGUUCCAAUGCUAGCCACCCUUUAGGUGAAAAACCUCUUUCUGAUAGCCUAUCUCAAUCUCUCCUGACUCAGCUUUAUACCAUUUCAAGUUCUGUCACUGGUCAUGACAGUGAAGAGAUCAGUACCUGCCCUUCUGCUUCCUCUCAUGAAGAUGUUGAAGACCACAAUGAGGUCUUCCCUCAGUUUCCUCUUCUCCAGGCUGAACAGACCAAGUUACCUCAACUAUUCCUCAUAAACUUUGCCUCCAGUCCCAUCACCAUCCUUGUGGCAUCUUUUGAACUCUCUCUAACAGCUCAAUGUCAUUUUUAUAUUGUGGUGCCAAAACUGCCCCCAGGACUUGAGGUGAGGCUGCACCAGAGCAGGGCAGGACAAUCCCCUCCCUUGCUGGCAGUGCUGUGCCUGAUACACCCCAGGACACGACUGGCCCUCCUGGCUGCCAGGACGCUGCUGACUCACAUUCAACUUGCCAUCAACCAGGACUCCCAGGUCCCUUUCCACAGUGCUGGUCUCCAGCUGCUUGUUCCCCUGUCUAUAUAUGCAACCAGGGUUGCCCUGUACAAGGUGCAGAAUCUGUCACUUGCUCUUGUUAAACUUCAUAUGGUUGGUGACUGCCCAUCUCUCCAAUUUAUUGAGGUCUCUCAGCAGGGCCUCUCUGCCCUCAGUGGAGUUGACAGCUCCUCCCAAUUUAGUGUCAUCAGCACUAAACAUUAGUAUAUUACUUAGAAUUCCUUCAAGUCCUGAGUCCAAGUCGUUAAUGAAGAUAAUUGGGUCAACGAUAGAGCCCUGUGGAACCCCUCCAGUGACUGGACACCAGCCUGAUGUCAUCCCAUUCACUAUAACUCUUUGUGCCCAACCUGUGAGCCAGUUGCUCACCCAUUGUGUAACAGGAUUAUUCAGCUGCAAGCUGGACACUUUGUCCAAAAGAAUACUGGGACAGACAGUAUCAAAAGCUUUGCUGAAGCCCAAAAACAUUAAAUCUACUGGCUUUCCUUGAUCAAUUAGGUGGGGUUACCCUGUUGAAGAAGAAAAUCAUGUUCAACAAGUAGAACUUUCCCCUCAUGAGGAUGUGCUGGCUGCAACUGGUGACUAUGUUCUCCUCCAGGUGUUUUUCAAUACCUGCCAGAAUUAUCUUUUCCAUGAUUUUACUGGGCACUGAAGUGAGACUGACAGGCCUGUAGUUUCCAGGGUUUUCCUUCUUGCCCUUCUUUGAAAUCGGGACAUCAUUCCCCAGCUUCCUGUCAUUUGGGACCUCUCCAGAUUUCCAAAACUGUUCAAAAUCAUCGAGAGUCUUUGUGAUGACAUCAGCCAGCUCUUUGUGGUUUCUCAAAUUAAUCCCAUAAGGCCCCAUAGAUUUGUAGGAUCUAGGUACAAAAACAUGUGACAAAACUAUUUCAUCUGUGGCCAGCACCCGCAGGUCCUUGCAGCAUCCAGCUGUGAGGUUGUGCAACAGAGCCAAUAAAUCACCCUUGUGUUGUUUGGGAGCUGAGUCUGUCCCUGUGCCAGCUGCAGCCACCCCUCCCUUCCCAGAGAACAGGGAAUGGGGAAUCAGGCAGGGCUUUAGGCAGUGCUCCUCAAUGGUUGGUGGUCUUGUCCCACCGUGGUGCCUGAGGUGGCAGCUCCUGAAUCCCUGCAAUCCCACUGUGCUGCAACCCAUUAUAGAGCAGGGCUGUUGUUUGUCUGGUUGCAGCAGCUGCUCUCAAUUCCUCAAGAAGAACCCGCCCUCGUGUGCGGGGGUCACUGCCGGGCAGACAACAUUGCAGGGAGGUGGGGAGCAAAGGCUUCGUGCAAGGCUGGGGGAGGGAAAACAGCCUGGAGAGUAAACGCCCUGGACUGUGGGUGCUGCUCUGGAGUGGAUGGGUUCCCCAGCCCCAUCGCAGCCAGACGAGCUCCAGCCCCAGCAGCUCCCAGCCUGUUCUCAUAGCCUGUGCUAUGUUGGGACAUAGCAGAGAAUGUCAGAGAGCUUGCUCCAUUUCUGUGGUUUGUUCACUGUCCCUGUUUUCCCCAUUUAGCAAUUCCUUCAUUAACACUUUGAUGUUGAUGAAGUUGGCCAUGGUUGCGGGCUGGGGAUUUCCUUUGAGCAAGAGUUUUGUAACAUGAUCUGAUAUUAUCGAGUCUCCAACUAAAUAUAGCAUCAUGUUUCUUUAAAACACCUUUGUGUAAGCUUAGAGAUGCUUGUUUCCCCUUUGGUUGUGCUGUGGAGGAAGCCUGGAAGGCUUUGCCCACCCCUUCGCUAUCUUUUUGGCUCCUGUGGGCACCCCUCUCAUUUUAGGAGACCUCCCUCCUCCAGCCUGUUCAUCUGCACAGCUGCCACCCUGCCUCCCCUCCAGCCU
This is a messenger RNA of Poecile atricapillus (Black-capped chickadee), 3255 nucleotides long. Its product is annotated as zinc finger SWIM domain-containing protein 1-like. NCBI's taxonomy places the organism in Eukaryota, Metazoa, Chordata, Aves, Passeriformes, Paridae. The record is from RefSeq and is a predicted model, not a curated record.